Setaria italica (foxtail millet) is the source of this 957-nucleotide messenger RNA. RefSeq names its product putative F-box/FBD/LRR-repeat protein At4g03220. The record is from RefSeq and is a predicted model, not a curated record. Bases 1 to 957 code for a protein of 318 amino acids. Lineage: Eukaryota; Viridiplantae; Streptophyta; Magnoliopsida; Poales; Poaceae. The transcript has 3 exons. Gene Ontology annotation, molecular function: protein binding.
AUGCCACCGCAAGCAAGUCGCCGGCGACCAGAGGGCGGCGACGGAUACGCCGCCGAUGGGGUGGACCGGCUCAGUGACCUCCCCGAGGAGCUGCGCCUCGAGAUACUCGGCCGUCUCGGCAGCGCCCGCGAAGCUGCCUGCACCAGCGUCCUCUCCCACCGGUGGCGCGGCCUCUGGACCCGGCUACCGGACCUGGCCUUCCGCGGCGUCGGCAUCGGCUCGGUCGAGGCCGCGCUCGCGCAGCUCGCCGGCAGCCCCGCGCUGGACCUCCUCAACGUUUGUGUGGAAGAGCACGUGAACCCCGAACGCAUCUCCUCGUUGCUCCGCGCCGCCGCGCCUCUGGCGCCCAAGAAUCUCACCAUCGCCAGUGAAUACGGACCACGGGGGGAGGGCGCUGUCGACCUGCCCUGCCUGGACCGCACUGCCUCCCUCACGAUUAGCUUGGUGGAGAUGUCCUUGGUGCCGCCCCAAGCCGGCGAGUUUGCCGCGCUCACGAGCCUCUCCAUCGUCUGGUCCAGCAUCGACGUCGCGGCGCUGCUCCCCCUCUGCCCGUGGCUGCGCGUUCUGCACUUGCAAAAGUGCUUUGAGCUAGGGGCUCACGCGGUUCUUCACUUGCCGUUGCUGGAGGAGCUCCUUCUGAGAGAAGACUUCUUGGAGUCUAUUGACAUCGAUGCGCCGGUGCUUAAGAAGGUGGAGGUGGAGGUAUUCGUGGACGAAGAGCUCAGCGUGUCGUUCUCUGCGCCAAUGGUAGAGCUAUUUGACUGGGUCCUCGUAUACCACCAGUUUGAUGUUGCUUUUGGUCGGCUAUGGCGAAUGAAUAGUGUGCGUGAGCUCCGCAUACAGGGGUACCUACCGUGCGUCGAGAUCCAGUUGCAAGCAGAUCCAGAUCUGUCCGAUCAAGACUGGUUCUGGGACUUUGCGAAAGCCAUAGCACAGCUUCGUUAUACAAAUGCUUAG